This is a messenger RNA of Symbiodinium necroappetens, 363 nucleotides long. NCBI's taxonomy places the organism in Eukaryota, Dinophyceae, Suessiales, Symbiodiniaceae. The record is from the annotation of a GenBank genome assembly.
AUGCCACAACUGCUGUUCCUGGAGCCGCAGCAGUCCGAACACGAAGCGAAAGCUCCGGAGAAUCCAGCCGCUGCAGGCCUCUUGCACAAAUCCAUGACAGCAGCCAACUGGUGGCGACUGCUGCCAUUAGAGCCUGCAAAGUUUACGCGCGUGGUGGUCUUCGACACAGAAACAUCAGGCUUCAGCAACGACGACGAGAUCUUGGAGAUUGGUGCCAUUGAGCUGGAGGUGCAACCACCAAGUCUCCAAAGUCCACAGCCCAACAUACUGUCCUCCGUCCAAUUAUUCAACUUUGAGCUCUACCGGAGUGUCAUUCCACAGUCUUUUGAGACCAACGCGGAGAAUCAACUCCAAAGCGUCUGA